Molecule: messenger RNA, 1011 nt
Organism: Liolophura sinensis
Lineage: Eukaryota; Metazoa; Mollusca; Polyplacophora; Chitonida; Chitonidae
Product: carbohydrate sulfotransferase 11-like
Exons: 1
Coding region: 1-1011 (336 amino acids)
Biological process (GO): carbohydrate biosynthetic process
Cellular component (GO): membrane
Molecular function (GO): sulfotransferase activity
Source: RefSeq, a predicted model, not a curated record
AUGUUCUUUCAUCAUAUGGUUGUAAAUAAGCCACUGAAGCUGGUGUACUGUUUUGUUCCAAAGGCUGGGUGCACAUUCUGGAAAAGGGCUUUCUAUUACAUCCAGAAAACACAGGAAAAUGAGUACAUGGGUAGUCUGUUUGAUAUUAAAAAGGACGAAAUUCACCGUCUUGGCAUGGACAAGUUAACAGAAGUGGGAGGGGACUUCGCCAGUAAAUAUGCCUUCCUCAACGACGCCAAAAAAAUUAUCAUUGUCCGAGAGCCUUACUCUAGAUUAUUUUCAGCAUGGGUUGACAAACUAUUUCUGCCAGACUUUUGGAGAUACAUCGGCGUACCUAUAGUCCAAAAUUACCGAAGCGGUGCCGGAAUUACUGCACUCCAGUGCGGCCAUGAUGUCAGUUUUUAUGAAUUUUUACGCUACGUCGUGGACAUUGGCCGGGCGACGACGUUUACAGUGCAACAGUUCGACGAUCAUUGGCUGCCCAUAUCACGUGUCUGUCAGACAUGUCACGUGAAGUACGACAUCAUCGGACGGAUGGAUGACUUUUCGAGAAGCCGAGACGCCAUCUUGACGUCAACAGGAAUGCACAAGUACAUAGCGACCAAUAUAUCGUCAAUGGAAACUGACAUCGACAACAUAAAACUAAAUAUAGAAGCCUAUUGGUUCACAUCACAGAAGAACCCGAAAUGUAUCAGCCAAUACGAUUUGCUCACGCGCCUCUGGGCAUCUUUCCAGUUCCAGGGAUUUCUGCCAUCAGACAUGCCACUUCAGUUAGAUAUCGUAAAAGCCAAUGGCCAGCUGACAAUGGAAGGCUUCUUAAAACUGGUGUCUGAUGCGCAUGUACACUUCAUAAAGGAGAGUCCGAAGCGAGGGAAAGUUCAACGUAAGGAGGCCAUGAUUAGAGCCUACCAGACUGUCCCAAGGUAUCUCCUCUACAAAAUUAAAGACUUGUUCCACCUUGACUUUAGUCUAUACGGGUAUGAUCCAGAGCCGAUGGAGAUAUUCGGCUAG